Molecule: messenger RNA, 1389 nt
Organism: Symbiodinium sp. CCMP2592
Lineage: Eukaryota; Dinophyceae; Suessiales; Symbiodiniaceae
Source: the annotation of a GenBank genome assembly
AUGCGGGAGGACCAGGAGCAUGGCAGCCAAGAGCGAGAAAUUCCAAUCCCUCCGGAUGGAGCUCGCGAGGCAUGGGCGAGCCAUUUCCCGGCAAACACGGUUAUUACUUCGAAGUACACGGUUUUGAAUUUUGUUCCCAAAAAUCUAUGGGAGCAGCUUCACAAGGCUGCCAAUCGAUAUUUUCUCUUCAUCUCUGUUGUGAUGUUCAUCGGUAAUUACACUCCUUUGUUCUACGGCUUCAUAAAGUUUUACUCCACGUUCGCAGCCUUGCUCAUCAUGAUGACAGCAUCAGCCGUGAUCGCAGUCAUCGAUGACAAACGCCGGCAUGAGGCUGAUGUCAUUACCAACAGCCAGAUAGCGCACCGGCUCAAGGCCGAUGGAAUCGGAGGCAAGGGGUUCGUCUCCGAAGAUGUGAUUUGGGCAGAUGUUCGUGUCGGUGAUGUCUUAGUUGUGGCUGGAGAGGAGGAAUUUCCGGCCGACUUGGUGCCGCUUGCAUCAUCCAGUGAGGGUGGGUGCUAUGUGUCGACAGCAAAUCUCGAUGGCGAAACAAACUUGAAGCUCAAAGAACCAGCUUCAUCCACACAAAGGGCUCUGGUUGGAGGCGCGGGCGACGCGCGGCCCUUGCUGGACCAAGCCGUUGAGAGGCUCCACUCCCUGGGUGAGAGCUUUCUUGUGGCGGAGGCGCCACAGAAAUCGAUUCACACCUUCAAGGGCUGCCUUCGGACGGGCGCUGAAGUGGAAGAGCCCUUGAAUGCCAAAAACUUCCUCCUCCGUGGCACGGUCUUGAAAAACACAUCCUGGGUUGUGGGAGCGGUCGUUUACACGGGUCCGGAGACACGGAUGGUGAUGAAUUCUAGGAAGGCAAAAGCCAAGUAUGCUAACAUCGAGCAGGUGAUCAACCGAUCCAUGCUGGUUGUUGUGGGUGCACAAUGUUUGAUGGCGCUCAUCAAUGAUAUCGUGUACCUCAUGACCAAAGAGCAGUUCAUGAGCUACUGGUAUUUGUUUCCCGCGGGACCAUCGCGCAAGAUCAUCCUGCCAGAGAGUAUCGGUUACUGGCUCACAUUUUUCGUGCUGUACUCGAAUUUGAUGCCCAUAUCUCUUUAUUUCACCAUGGAGGUGUGCAAUACUGCGCAGGCUUACUUCAUCAAGAACGACAUUGAGAUGUAUGAUGAGGGCCAAGACUGUCCCGCGAAUGCGCGAACGACGAAUCUUUGCCAUGAGCUUGGACAAGUUUCGUACAUCUUCUCAGACAAGACAGGGACGUGGACCCUGCCAGAUUGGAGAAUUGACCAGACACUUGCCACGACUGUGCACACAGCAGGGUUGUGCAUAUGCAGAUCGGACAUGCGUAGACAUGCUAAGAGGCACAACACUCAAGCGAAGAUGUAA